AUGCCUUCGAGAAUAGUAUCUGCGACAUCCAAGAGAAGUUCCGCUCUGCAAUAUGGGAGUUUCCUAAGGUCCACCAAACUCGUCAAAGCCGCCAAAAUCCUCAACAUCCCAAUCUACGCCACGACCCAAAACGCCUCCCGCCUAGGCGCCACCGUCUCCGAACUCACCUCCCUUCUAUCUGACACUCAAAACGUAGAAUUCGACAAAACAGCAUUCAGCAUGAUGGUCCCGGACCUCACCGCCGCACUCACCAAACAAGCAUCAUCCUCACCCGCCGAAACGGGGAAACCACACACGCCCGUCUCUGUUAUCCUGGUGGGGAUCGAGACGCACAUUUGCGUGACGCAGACGGCGCUGGAUCUGCUGAGUAUGGGGAACAGGGUGUAUGUGCUGGCGGAUGGGGUGAGUAGUUGUAAUGAGGGGGAGAGGCCGGUUGCGUUGGCGAGAUUGGCGAGGGAGGGGGCUGUGGUGACGACGAGUGAGAGUUUGUUGUUUGAGCUUGUAGGGGAUGCGGGGAGUAAGGAUUUCAAGGCGAUUAGUGGGUUGGUGAAGGAGACGAAGGAUGAGACGAAGAGGGCGGUGGAGACGUUUUGUAAGUUGUGA
Lithohypha guttulata is the source of this 603-nucleotide messenger RNA. RefSeq lists its product as uncharacterized. The coding region runs from base 1 to 603 and encodes 200 amino acids. The transcript is spliced from 3 exons. NCBI's taxonomy places the organism in Eukaryota, Fungi, Ascomycota, Eurotiomycetes, Chaetothyriales, Trichomeriaceae. The record is from RefSeq and is a predicted model, not a curated record.